UUAUAAAUUAUUUAUUGCUUCUUCUUAAUCAUUUUUUGGUUUUAAUUAUUAUAUUUAUUAUUCAGUUUUUUAUUCUUCAUUUAAUAUUUCAAAAUCGCUAGAAUUUUCAUUUUUUUAUUUAUUUGUUUCUUCUUGAUUAUUUAAUUCAUUUGAAUUUUCUAAAAAACAGAAACCCUCUUCCUUUUUUUUUUCGUCAUCUUCUUUUUUUUCACUUUUAUCUUCCUCUUUUAAAUUUUCAUUUUUUUUAUUUUCUUCUUGUUCAAUUUCACUUUCUUAUUAAUAAUCUACAUUUUAAUUAGUUUCUUCGGUUUAGUUUCCUUCUUAUUUUUAUUCUUUAUCGGUUUCACAUAGAUUUUAUUCUUCGUUUUUUUUAUUCUAUAUUUUUUCAAUACUAUUAUUUAAGUUUUCGUUAUUAUUUUCUUCUUAUUUAUUUUGUUUUUUGUGUUAUGUUUCAUAAUAUUCGCUUUAUUCUUGACUUUAAUCAAUAUUUUCUGUUUAUUUUUAUUAUUAAUUAUCUUCUUUUUAUUAUUCAUUUAUUUCUUACCUUUUUUUCUAGUCUUAUUUCUUUUCUUAUUCUUUUAAAUAUUUCUAUUUUAAUUUUUUUAAUUUUUUUUAUUUUCCUUAUUUUAAAUUUUCUUAUUUAUCCUCUUGAUUUUAAUCUUGCUUUUUCUCUUGUUUUUCCUAUUAUUUUUCCUUUUAAUUUUCUUCUUUUUUUUCUUCUUUUUUAUCAUCUUUUUUUUCAUUUUGUUUAACUUCUUGUUUUACCUCUUAAUUUUCAACUUAUUUUUCGUCUUGUUUAUCCUCUUGUUUUUCUUCUUAUGUUUCCACUUAAUUUUCCUAUUGUUUUUUCUCUUCUUUAUCUUCUUCCUUAUCCUUAUCCUCUUCCUUAUCCUAUUAAUUAUCCUCUUGUUUUUCCUCUUAUUUAUCCUCUUGCUUUUUCUCUUGUUUUUCCUCUUAUAUUUUCUAUUAUAUUUCCUCUUAUUUUUAAUCUUAUUUUUCAUCUUAUUUCUCAUCUUAUUUUUCCUCUUAUUUUUCCCCUUGUUUAUUCUCUUGUUUAUCCUUUUUUUUAAUCUUAUUUAAGCUCUUGUUUUUCCUCUUAUUUUUACUCUUAAUUUUCAUCUUAUUUUUCCUCUUGAUUUUCAUCUUGUUUUUCCUCUUGAUUUUCUUCGUUUUUUUCCUCUUAUUUUUCAUCUUGUUUAUCCUCUUAUUUUUCAUUUUAUUUUUACUCUUAAAUUUCCUAUUGUUUUUUCUCUUGUUUAUACUAUUUUUUAUCCUCUUAUCUAUCAUCUUGCUUAUCCUCUUGUAUAUCCUCUUUUUUAUCCUCUUAUUUAUCAUCUUGUUUUUCCCCUUGUUUAUCCUCUUAUUUUUCAUCUUAUUUAUCCUCUUGUUUAUCCUUUUUUUUUUUCUCUUGAUUUUCAUCUUGUUUUUCCUCUUAAUUUUCAUCUUGUAUAUCCUCUUUUUUAUCCUCUUAUUUAUCAUCUUGUUUUUCCUCUUGUUUAUCCUCUUAUUUUUCAUCUUAUUUAUCCUCUUGUUUAUCCUCUUGAUUUUCUCCGUUUUUUUCCUCUUAUUUUUCAUCUUAUUUUACCUCUUGAUUUUCAUCUUGUUUUUUAUUUUAUAUUUACUCUUAAUUUUCAUCUUAUUUUUCCUCUUGAUUUUCAUCUUGUUUUUCCUCUUGAUUUUCUUCGUUUUUUUCCUCUUAUUUUUCAUCUUAUUUUACCUCUUGUUUUUCCUAUUUUUUAUCCUCUUAUUUAUCCUCUUACUUAUCUUCUUUUUUUUCCUCUUUUUUUUUAUCUUGUUUAACUUCUUGUUUUUCCACUUAUUUUUCAUCUUAUUUUACCUCUUGUUUUUCUUCUUAUUUUUCCUCUUGAUUUUCAUCUUAUUUUUCCUCUUGAUUUUCAUCUUGUUUUUCCUCUUGAUUAUCCUCUUUUUUUUCCUCUUAUUUAUCCUCUUGUUUAUCCUCUUGUUUGUCCUCUUGUUUUUCCUCUUUUUUUUCAUCUUGUUUAACUUCUUGUUUUUCUUCUUAAUUUUCUUCUUGUUUUUCCUCUUAGUUUUCCUCUUGUUUAUCCUCUUGUUUGUCCUCUUGUUUUUCCUCUUUUUUUUCAUCUUGCUUAACUUCUUGUUUUUCCUCUUAAUUUUCCUCUUGUUUUUCCUCUUAGUUUUCCCCUUGAUUUUUUUCUUAUGUUUCAACCUAAUUUUCCUAUUUUUUUUCUUCUUAUUUUUCCUCUUAUUUAUCUUCUUCCUAUGUUUCCACUUAAUUUUCUUCAUUUUUAACGGACAAAGGUGAAUAUUCUAUGUCUUUUCUAAUAAAAACUUCAUCAGGAUCAUCAUCCAAUUAAUUUUUCUUGGGUGUAUUUUCUUAAAAUGAUUAAUUUUUUUUCAACUAAUCAAAACUUGGUUCUUCUAAUACUUUAAAAACAUUAAUUAAAUCCUAAAACAUGAUAUAGUCCUGGAAAAUUUUCCUAUUUGGUUUAAAUUUUAGAAUAUAUUCAAUAAUGAACUAACAAUUAUUAAAAUUAUUAUUUUUCCCUAAACACAUUUCCAGAAUAGUCUUGAAAUUUUAUAAAUCCUUAUUAAGUUUACUUCCUAUCGGUUAGAAUUUCUCGAAAAGUUUUUUUAUUAAUUCCAAAUCUUUUUUUUAUAUAUUCAUAAGUUAAUUUAAUACCUAAAUAGCCUAAUUUUCCUACUUUCCCAUCUUAUAUUCAUCUAUUUCUUGGAAAUAUUUCUAGAAUAAAACACUCUUGUAUACUUCUUUUAAGGAAAUUCUCUAUUUAGGAUCCGUUAUUAGCAUCCUGCGGAUUAUAUCUUUGGAUACUUCAGAUGUUUAUAGCCCAUAAUCGAAUAUUAAAGACAUUUAUUUAAUGUUUUAUGCUAAUUCUUCCUCUGUUUUACCUUUCC
Molecule: messenger RNA, 2895 nt
Organism: Ichthyophthirius multifiliis
Lineage: Eukaryota; Ciliophora; Oligohymenophorea; Hymenostomatida
Exons: 1
Source: RefSeq, a predicted model, not a curated record